Molecule: messenger RNA, 1182 nt
Organism: Anopheles funestus (African malaria mosquito)
Lineage: Eukaryota; Metazoa; Arthropoda; Insecta; Diptera; Culicidae
Product: peptidyl-prolyl cis-trans isomerase H
Exons: 3
Coding region: 374-928 (184 amino acids)
Biological process (GO): protein peptidyl-prolyl isomerization; protein folding
Cellular component (GO): intracellular membrane-bounded organelle
Molecular function (GO): peptidyl-prolyl cis-trans isomerase activity
Source: RefSeq, a predicted model, not a curated record
UGUAUGUCAGAAGCUGGUGUGCCAAAUUCAUGACCGUACCAGCCUGGCGGUCAUCUUUGAAUCCCGCUUUGUCGGUAAAUACAGUUUUGUCAUUAUCAAACGGAGUCAUUUCGUAUUUUGCAUUUUGGUUUAACGAACAUAGGAAGAGUUGCGGUAGUUCCGAUACAUAACACGCUAUUCAUUGAAACUCAGUACAUUAAUUUUGUUAGCGUAGUUUGAAACCGGUCGCUCUGUGGUAAUCUACACGCGUAACGGCGCGAAUUCCAAAUCGAAACGUGCUUGGGGACGCUCUUUUUCCGGUUCGCAGAUAAUCUUAAGUGCUAGUGAGUAACUUUUGUGAACUGUGUGGUUAAUAUCUCUUUCCCAAACGAAAAUGCCUACUUGGACGCAGAUGCAAUCACAGCUACGCAAUCCUAGCAAUCCGGUGGUGUUUAUGGAUAUUACCGUCGGAACAGCGGAAAUUGGCCGCAUGGUAUUUGAACUAUAUGCGGAUGCUGUACCGAAAACGUGUGAAAACUUUCGACAGUUCUGUACGGGCGAGUACAAAAAGGAUGGUGUCCCGAUAGGAUACAAGGGUUCGAGCUUUCAUCGCGUUAUUAAAGACUUUAUGAUACAGGGAGGCGAUUUUGUAAAUGGCGAUGGAACGGGUGUUAUGAGCAUCUACGGAAGUGCCACCUUCCCCGAUGAACACUUUUUGCUGAAGCACGACGCACCCGGUCUGCUCUCAAUGGCUAACAGUGGGAAGGAUACAAAUGGUUGCCAGUUUUUCAUCACCUGUUCAAAGUGUAACUUCCUCGACUAUAAACACGUCGUGUUUGGGCGCGUACUGGAUGGGCUGUUAAUUAUGCGUAAGAUAGAAAACGUUCCGACGGGACCGAACAAUAAGCCGAAGUUACCCGUAGUCAUAUCGCAGUGCGGACAGCUGUAACAGCAUUCCAGCGGACAGUGGUGCUGUAUAAAAUUGUAAUAAACCCAACGAAGCGCCUGCUAGAAUCUUCGGUGUUUAAAACAGCAAGUACCGUGUGUUGUAUGGAUUAUAAAACCGGUGAUGAUUAUGAAAAUGAACCUAUGGAACACUUGGUUCACAUUCCAGCGUAUGGUCCGGGUGCCAUAAUUAACCACGUGGAGUUCAUAUUGCCCUUGAAUGAGGAUUGGUGGAUUGUAUUUAUAAACAUGUUUUUC